Zygosaccharomyces rouxii is the source of this 978-nucleotide messenger RNA. RefSeq names its product 3-methyl-2-oxobutanoate hydroxymethyltransferase (gene ECM31). Gene Ontology annotation, cellular component: mitochondrion. Gene Ontology annotation, biological process: pantothenate biosynthetic process. The coding region runs from base 1 to 978 and encodes 325 amino acids. The transcript has a single exon. Gene Ontology annotation, molecular function: magnesium ion binding; 3-methyl-2-oxobutanoate hydroxymethyltransferase activity. Lineage: Eukaryota; Fungi; Ascomycota; Saccharomycetes; Saccharomycetales; Saccharomycetaceae. The record is from RefSeq and is a predicted model, not a curated record.
AUGUUUGUGCCCUUCAGAUUGGCUACUUCAAGAUUUUCCACAUUAGCCCUAAGAAGGUGCUACUCAGCGCAACCUGCUAGUCCACUCAAGAGUAAUACAAUUCAAAGUCUACAUGAAAAAUACUUGAAGGGGAUACCCAUAACGGUCAGCACUGCUCAUGAUUAUAUUACUUCUCAAUGGGUACAUGAUGCCAAUUGUGAUGCAAUUCUUGUGGGAGAUUCAUUGGCAAUGACAGCUUUAGGUUACGAAUCUACCACUGACAUUUCAUUCGAUGAAUUUAAAUAUCACGUUCGAUCUGUUUGCAGGGCCCAAGGUCCAUCAAUGAUCAUGGCAGAUAUGCCAUUCGGGACUUUUGAAAGUAGUAUACAGACAGGGAUCACGAAUGCAAUUGAUAUUAUGAAAUUGAGCAGCAAAAUUGCAUCUGUUAAGGUGGAAACGGGGCCCCAUACAAAGGACUCCUACACGAUAGGAUUUAUCAAAGAGCUGUGUUCAAGAGGUAUACCGGUGGUUGGUCACUGCGGACUUACACCACAAAGAGCACAUUCGUUAGGUGGAUUCAAAGUACAGGGCAACAAGAGAAUUGAAGAUAUAAGUAUUUUAUGUGAGACCGCCAAGAAAUUGGAAGAAGCUGGGUGUUGGGCCAUUUUAAUGGAAUGUGUUCCUCAUAAGGUUGCUAGCUACAUUACCUCUAAAUUAUCUGUACCUGUGAUUGGCAUUGGUGCAGGUCCUGGCUGUAGUGGGCAAGUUCUCGUGAUUGCCGAUAUGAUUGGCAUGAAACAGAAUUCUUUACCUCGAUUCGUGAAACAAUAUGGUCAACUGCACUCCCAUGCCCAAGAUGCAUUGAGCCAAUACGUGAAAGAAGUUGAAGAAUCGACUUUCCCCAACCAAGAACUGCAUACAUUCAAAAUCAAAGAAGAUCUGUGGAAGUCCUUUUUGGACGAUACAAAUAAGAACAGCAACAUCAAUAACACCAACUAA